Messenger RNA from Cetraspora pellucida, 861 nucleotides. The record is from the annotation of a GenBank genome assembly. Lineage: Eukaryota; Fungi; Glomeromycota; Glomeromycetes; Diversisporales; Gigasporaceae.
AUGUCUUUUGUAAAAAAAAUACUUGAAAAAUUUAACAAACCCCAAAAUCAUAAAAUUAUUCAUAAAGAAUAUAUUGACGAACAAAAAAAAUAUAUUGACGAUAUACUUCAAUAUAAUAACAUUAAAGACAAAACACAACAAGAAUAUAAUAAUUGGGAAAAUAUUAUACAAGAUCUAGCAUCUCCAAACUGGACAAGUGAAGAAACUUAUAAUGAAAAUCAAUCCAUCUAUUCGAUCAACAGUAAUAAAAAAUCAGAAUCUUCAUUACAAUUAAUCGAAGAGAAAAAUCAAUCAACAAAUUCUUAUCAAAAUUCAUUUAUAAACUUAAAUGAACCUAUUAAUCUUGAAAUUACAUUAGUAAUUUUAUUAAUUAGCUUAUCAUUUUUUUCAAUAAUCUUUGUUUGGAUUUUUGGAAUACUUCUUCUUUGGAGAAUGAAAUUCAUAAUUCGAAAAUUAAAAUUAGCUGAUGAUGAUUAUAUUACAGAAAUUAACCCAUUUGAAAUUAUGUUUACUCAAAGACAAAUUAAUAAUAUAUUUCAAAUGGGUAAUGAUAUUGAAAAUACUAUUGAAAAUCUUGUUAAUGGUAAAACAAAAAUUGAAGAUUUUCUAGUUAUUCAAGUUUGUAUCAUUAAUGAUAUAUUCUUUUCUUCUGAUAAUCAAAGGCUUUACACAUUUCAAGAAGCAAUUCGUAAAGGUUUAAAUAUUAACAAAAUUCCAGUAAAAAUAAGACAAAUAACAGACUUAAAUAUAAAAUGGAAAUUAGAAGGCUCAUAUAAAAUAGUUCGUCAUAAUAAUUUUAAAAAUAUUAUUAUUAGUCCAUUCGCAAAGAAUGGAAGAAUUAUUGACAAAAAAGGAUAUUAG